Molecule: messenger RNA, 1919 nt
Organism: Pseudo-nitzschia multistriata
Lineage: Eukaryota; Bacillariophyta; Bacillariophyceae; Bacillariales; Bacillariaceae
Source: the annotation of a GenBank genome assembly
CCGGAAGGCACUCCAGUGGCGCAAGGUAAAGUUCUGCGCAAUUUCUGUGUGUUAUUCGUGCUUGGCAUUUGUUCCGAYAGUCUUUCAAAUACUGAGUUUAUGUAUUUCUGAUUUUCUCGUUCUGUUGCAACUACAUUUGAAGGUGGCCCCGAUGCCUUCGUUGGAAUGGUAGGUUUGGGAUGCACAAAGCCAGGACAAUUGUGUCUCAUCACGGGAUCUUCUCAUUUGCAUUGUGUGGUUUCUUCUACAUCUUCCACUGCCCCUGGAACCUGGGGAGCAUACAAAGGUGCCCCACUCCCAGGAACGUGUUUUGCGGAAGGAGGCCAGUCGUCGACCGGGAGCAUUAUUCGAUGGGCCCGAAACAUUCUUGGUGAAAGCGAUCGAGAGUACAAAGAGCUCGAUCAAGACGCUGCCGAGAUCCCACCUGGCUGUGAAGGCCUCGUGGCAUUGGAAACCUUCCASGGAAGCCGAACUCCCGUGACCGAUCCGCUCCAGCGAGGUGCUUUGCUKGGACUCACUCUGUCUCAUACCCGAGCCCAYAUAUGGCGAGCCUUGAUGGAAUCCGUCUGCUUUGGAACGCGGGCUUGUUURGAAGGAAUAGAAAAGGCAGGCCACGGCUGUAACGAGAUUGUGAUUGCCGGCGGUGCCACUCGAAGUGAUUUGUGGCUUCAGAUGCACGCAGACGUUACUGGAAAACCUGUGGUGGUCUGCGAAUUCGCGGAUGCACCGCUGUUGGGAUGUGCCAUUCUGGCGAGCGUGAACGCAGGUGUUCAUGCAAACGUCGAUGAGGCGAUCGAUUGCAUGGUGCGGAAAGCGAAACGAGUCGUGCCUUCCGAAGCAGCUUCGAAAGCAUACGAUAAGUUAUACAAAAGUGUUUACAGCAAGGUUGGGAGUGCAACGAGACCCGUAGCUCAUUCUAUCGCAGCUUUUAGCAGAGGAGGCCACGUUUCAGUCCCCUCGGAGRGAACUGAUGCUCGCAUACCCAAGGUCCCAACAAUAUCUCCUUCCCUUCUCGCUUCUGACUGGUCCGACAUUCGAGGUGAAAUACAGCGYUGCUUGAACGCGGGAGCCAACAGGCUACAUGUAGAUAUUUUUGACGGAGUAUUCAUCGACUCGCCGCAUGCCCUGACAUUCGGUCCACAAAUGGUAGAAGCGAUGAGACGAUGCUCCAACAACGAUACCGUAUUGGAUCUCCAUAUUUGCGUAGAUCGCCCCGCAAGGUAUAUUUCGGCAAUGAAAGAAGCCGGGGGGAAUACCUUCAUCUUCAUGUGGGAGGCUGCAAAAGAUSCUGAGGCCGCUCUGGAAAUCGCCCGCCAGGUUGCUGAGUCGGGCAUGGAUUGCGGAAUUUCCAUMAAUCCUUCGACACCGGUAGAGGACAUWUUUCCUCUCUUGGAGUCGGGGCUGAUUGAUGUCGUAGAUGUUCUUGCAGUUGAGGUUAGUUUGCUUUGAACUCGGUGGCAUUUUUGUAUUUUYUAUGGAUUCUGUUGUUUGUGUUCAUCAAUAUAUUUAUAGAUUCACUGCAUAUUCUGACCUUCAGUUCGCUUUKCAUCGUUUCUGCGAAACUCAAAUAAUUGUUUGGCUUCCUCGAUACAUGGGUGACAAUAUGAAACUGUGUUAGCCCGGCUUUGGUGGCCAGCGAUUCCAAGACAGCGCAAUCAAGAAGAUUGAAAUCCUUCGUCGAUUUCGCGAUAAUCGUGGGGAAACAAACGACCAGCGUUGCUUUCAGAUCAUGGURGACGGCGGAAUCAACCAAGACACCGCAAAAUUAACCACCGAUGCAGACAUACUGGUCGCAGGUAGCUUUCUAUUCAACAAACAAUACAUACRAGACGGGAUGUCUGAGAUCGAGGCCUCGUUCGCAACAAUACCGUAAACACCGAAAAGUUAASGAGGCACGUCGAUAAAACAGAAGUGAAAUC